AAUUGGAAUCACACACACAGAAAGAAGAAAGGAGAAGAUACGUGGUUGAUUGAAGAGAAGGAGUUGGAAGUGAGAGAGGAAUUCGAAAUCGAAAUCGAAAAAUGGCUGUGAUGGAGAAGCUCAAGAUGUUCGUUGUUCAAGAACCUGUCGUCGCUGCUUCAUGCCUCAUCGCUGGCUUUGGCCUUUUUCUACCGGCUGUUGUGAGGCCUAUUCUGGACUCAUAUCAAACAACAAAGCCACCUCCUCAACCUGCUUUGAGCGACGUGGUUAACGGUAUGACAGGUCAAAAGUAAGCUGAUUUACUUGAGAUACAAGGGGAUAAUUGCCAACUUCUCUGCUUGAACUUUUUUUCGUUAUGUGAGUAAUAAAGUACCUAGUUACAAAACAUUUGAUUGAACAUCCAUUUGUAACACAAUCUAUCAGUUCCAGAGACUUCAUUUCAUAUUUAGGUUAAGUGUUUGGUUGAAUGUCAGCUUAUUCUGCUGCCUGAUUGAUUUUGCCUUUACUAGCAAAUGCACUUUAUGAAUUGUUCCUCUAGUGACAAUAUGAAGGAGUUUUGUUUAGCUGACUGGAAUACAUGAGUAAUGUUUAUAAAUGAAUUGGCACAAAUACUUCUUGAUGUUA
Molecule: messenger RNA, 624 nt
Organism: Trifolium pratense (red clover)
Lineage: Eukaryota; Viridiplantae; Streptophyta; Magnoliopsida; Fabales; Fabaceae
Exons: 3
Coding region: 102-293 (63 amino acids)
Source: RefSeq, a predicted model, not a curated record